Hippocampus zosterae (dwarf seahorse) is the source of this 5175-nucleotide messenger RNA. Its product is annotated as probable nuclear hormone receptor HR38. Gene Ontology annotation, biological process: regulation of transcription by RNA polymerase II; cellular response to corticotropin-releasing hormone stimulus. Gene Ontology annotation, cellular component: nucleus; transcription regulator complex. The coding region runs from base 2472 to 4205 and encodes 577 amino acids. NCBI's taxonomy places the organism in Eukaryota, Metazoa, Chordata, Actinopteri, Syngnathiformes, Syngnathidae. The record is from RefSeq and is a predicted model, not a curated record. The transcript is spliced from 7 exons. Gene Ontology annotation, molecular function: nuclear receptor activity; RNA polymerase II cis-regulatory region sequence-specific DNA binding; nuclear glucocorticoid receptor binding.
AAUCAAGUAUACCAAAUAUCAUAUCGCAGUACAUCUGACGGUACAAAAAUCACAUUUUAUGAAAUGUAACCUGCAUCUCUCUUUUUUUAAAGGCUAUAUGGAAUGAUAAAGGAAUAUUUAUGAACAGUAGAGACUGUUGUAUUCUGUUUCCUUUGAAUAUAGCCUGCCAAUUGAAUAUCAAUGUUUAUCUAUCCUGGCAGAAUUUUGGGAGACAUGCUUUGCGGAAUGCAUGGGUGGAAAAGAGGGCUAAUCCAGAGUUAGUGAGGAAAGGAAGCAUGGAGGAGGAUUAAGCCUAAGUAAGCGAGAAGGAAAAGUGAAACUAUGUGGACGUUUCAAAACGGAAUAGCCUAACUUGGAGCAGACAUCGUAAGACGUGCUGAAAAUGCAAGCUUACAUGUACAUAUAUGUUGGUAAAUUAUAUAAAAAUCCAUUCUCCUCUCCUAUAGAUGACGGUGAGUGUCUGGAUAUUGUAAAUGCCUUAGAGGCAGUUCAAUGGACUAAACUGUUUAAAUACAAAUUCCACAGGGACCUACUUCAUAUUCAUAUGUUCCGAAGAAAAACACAAUUUCUUUGCACACCGAAUGACCCAUCACACUCUACAGAGAAACUGGAUCGCACCUGGGACUCCCCCGAGAGAUUCAAGUGCGCUAUGUAUUAACUGCUUGGGGCUGAUAAGUUAUGACAUGAGGGGUAUUAGCUGACGCUUCAAUUGUUGCUGACAUAUGGGCAUUUACAGCUGUGGCUGUGCCGUCCAUCAUGCGACUGCUCCAAUGACGACAACAAUGCAGUACAAUACAAUGUAUCACUUCACAACUCUUGAAUUGUGAGCAUCAGUUAGUGCAAUGAUUUCCGAGGUCAAGUCCCUAUUGGUUGGAGGCUUAUCUGUGUUAAAGAUAAGUUCAUACUGUGCAUUUUGUAUGAUACCAAGGUGUAGUAGAAUUUUUAAAAUAAUUUCAAAGGGGACGUCAACACCCAAAAUUAAGGUUUGAUAAUGCAAAAAGUUUUCCACUGCAGGAAGAGAUGAUUUGAAUCCAUCCAUGCAAGCAUCCAGGUUGUGGGGGCGACUGGAGACUAUCUCAGCUGAUUUUGGGUGAUUGGUGCGCAGUUGACUGGUCACCAGUUAAUCACUUAGGGCACAAAGAGCCAAACAACCAUUCACACUCACAUUCAAGCAACAUUUUGAAGUUGGAAUGUUUUGAAUCAACUAAGUGAAUUACAGGUAAAAUCCCCAACAUUGAAAUUUGGGGAUCUAUUUUGAAAAAAAAGUUUUAAUAUUCAUGAGCUGAGAAGUUCAACGUUGGAACCAUUUGAAUCGCUCAAAAAAUGUAGAAAUUGAGAGGGGGGGAAAAACAUUGAAGUUUUUAUUUUGAAAUAAAAAAGAUUGCACAAAACAGUUUAAUGUUGGAAAAGUUUAAAUAGGUAAGAACAAAUAUAUAGAUUGCAGGGGAAAAUAAUCAAAAAUAUUUUUUUAUCUUUGAUUUCAAUUUUUUGAAAUAAUUUGCAGUAGGAAUAGUGUUUACAGUUUCGAAUGUUUGAAUUUGGUUUAAAAAAAAAAUCAAUUUAGAAGUGCAAAACACACCAAACAUAGUUUCUCACUUUUAUUUUGACAUUUUGAGGAAAAAAAACUGCAGUAGCGACGAUCUGAGCAGAUUAUAGAUUGAACUGUUGGAAUUGUAAACCCAACAUUCAUGUAUGGAAAAUAGAAAGCCUACACAAGAAUUGCAACCUUGAACCUCAGAAUUGUGGAACAGACGUGGUUACCAUUAUCCCAUUGCAUUGCUCGAUAUGAAUUAAAUGAUUUUGUGUUGGAAAAUUGCUGCAGUGUCAAUUUUGUGGUUGAUUUUAUUGUUGCUGGAUUUGUGACGCUUAUUAUCAUCCAGCAUACUUCAUGUGGUUCGUAUGUGUUAUUUUAUUUUGACUGUGUACAGCGGACUGUUUAUUUAUACCUCAUAAAAGCUUAAGAAGAAAAUUGAAAAAGGUUUAGCUGACACGGUUAACGCCGAACGACUCAUUCAUUUCUUGCAAACAGCGGCUAUAUUUGUUCUUUUUUUCUUUUGUUCUCUUCUUUUUCUUCUUUACUGACGCCCAAUAAUAGUCCCACGUGAGCAGCAAGUUAGUGGUUUAUAUUUAGAGCGCGCAUGGGCGUUUGCGUCAGUGGAAUCCCGCGAAUGCGUCACUCAAAUGACGUCGGUGGCUACCGCCACGUGAUUGGCUGCAGACCGGAAACUUGCCCUCCUCUCCUUCCACCGUUUGAGGCACCGUCCCGCCUUGUAGUCUCCACAGCGUGAUAAAACGGGCUGCGCGUGGUGCGUCCCGCGUGGAUCUGAGUUGAUGCGUGUAUGUGUGUGAGUGUGUGCGCGCGCGCACGCGCGUGAGUGUUAGUGGGCGUGUGCAUCAGCCGGGCCUAGUUCAGUCCUUUGGGAUACUGUACAUGAACAACAUCAGAAUUUGGAUAUUUACGUGAAUCAGCAAUGCCCUGUGUACAAACGCAGCAUGUAUCCCUGACCCAUGACACCCACUUCAGCACCGACUUCUUAAACCCUGACCCGGGUGCCAAACUGGCGAUGGACGUCGGUGGCCAGAAGGAGCAGCUGUCGACGUCGUUGUUACCCAGCAUCAAUACCUUAGUGGGAAGUGGCUACAUUGGGGAGUUUGAUGCUUUUUCCUGCAAGAUUCCCGCCUCGCCUUCCACAUCUACCGUUUCAUUUGGCCACACCUCGGUCGCUGAAAGUUCCGACUGUCUGAUGCAGAACCAAGCCUACAAGCUCGAUGACCUCCAAGUGUAUGGCUGUUACCCAGGCUCAUUUACACUCAGCUGCCUUGAUGAGACGCUGUCGUCAUGCGGCUCCGACUACUACGGCAGCCCGGGGUACCCCGCCGCUUCCCCUCCGACAACAGGCUUUCAGACACUAUGUGCACCUGUAUGGGAUUCCCCUUUCAGCACUUACAAUCCAGCCCCCGCUGCUGAUAAGCCAGCCUCCUUUUUCCACUUUAGCCCCACGCCGGAGCAGCACUCUCCCGUGCUGCCUCACCAGGAUGCUCAGCUUGGUCAGGACGAGCCUUUUUUUAUGUCCCCUCAGCAGCAAGUGUCUUCGCUCCAUUGCCCCGUCAUGUCCAUGGAGCAUGGCGCCAGGCUCGUCGAGGGGUCUCCCAAAAUCCACAACCCGGCUUUGAGCGAGGGCCGCUGCGCCGUGUGCGGAGACAACGCAUCCUGUCAGCACUACGGUGUCCGGACGUGUGAAGGCUGCAAAGGUUUCUUCAAACGAACUGUGCAGAAAAAUGCCAAAUAUGUUUGCUUGGCCAAUAAAGACUGUCCAGUGGACAAGAGGAGGAGGAACCGCUGCCAGUUCUGUCGUUUCCAGAAAUGUCUUACAGUGGGAAUGGUCAAAGAAGUUGUUCGAACUGACAGCCUGAAAGGUCGCCGAGGCCGUCUGCCAUCCAAACCGAAGACGGUGGCUGAGGCUUCCUCCACCACCCCCCCCAGUGUCAACAUCAUUUCCUUGCUAGUACGCGCACAUUUAGACUCCAAUCCGACCAUCGGCAAGCUUGACUACUCCAAAUACCAGGAGACGGUGGACAAGGUUUCGGAGAAGGAGGACGCUGGUGACGUUCAGCAGUUCUACGACCUAUUGACUGGAUCAUUGGAAGUCAUAAAAACCUGGGCGGAAACGAUCCCAGGAUUCUCCGACUUUUGCACAGAGGACCAGCAGUUACUUCUAGAAUCCGCCUUUGUUGAGCUGUUCAUCCUACGCCUGGCAUACAGGUCAAAUCCCGUGAAGCACAAAUUGAUCUUCUGCAACGGCGUGGUCCUCCACCGACAGCAGUGUGUUCGUAGUUUUGGGGACUGGAUCGACUCCAUCAUGGAUUUCUCCCAGAGCCUUCAUCGAAUGAACUUGGACGUCUCCCUGUUCGCAUGCCUUUCGGCACUCGUCAUCAUUACCGAUCGACACGGCCUCAAAGAACCAAAACGUGUUGAAGACUUCCAGAGCAACCUCAUCUCAUCGUUAAGGGAGCACGCCAGUGGAAACAGAUCGGAAACAAGCCGAACCCAGCCCAAUUAUCUCUCUCGGCUUCUGGGUAAGCUCCCGGAGCUGAGGACUCUUUGCACACAGGGCCUGCAGCGCAUCUUCUACCUAAAACUGGAGAACCUCGUCCCCCCUCCGCCUAUUGUGGACAAAAUCUUUAUGGAUACCCUCCCAUUCUGAAUCCAAACGCGCACAGGAGAAGGAACGCACCUUACAUGAUUUUUGUGGUUUUGCUGGUGCUAAAAAGCACUUGACUUGUCACCAAAUAAUGGGGACCCUCUCGACUGUGCCGGUCUUCAAUCAUGCAUGCAGAAUUUUUGGUGAAGAUUGGCACCACAUGGAACCAUUAGAGGUGUAAAACAGCACCAUGCACUCUGAAGAACCACCUCUGUGUGUAUUGUUGUCUAUUGAGAUGUCUUCAUGUUGCAUUAUGCGCCACGCUAUCCGUUCGGGUGCUACAAAGCGACCCGAAACUGAUAUUAGUGGUCAUAUAUUUUGAGCGUGCAUUUGUAAAAGGACUUUAUUGCUGUGCUAAAUGUGUAAAUGUUGCCAUGCUAUGCAACUCAAAACAAUGUUGGCUAUGCAGUGUCGAUGAUGAACCAAACACGCAAAACUCUUUUUCCUGCCCGUCGGUCCCACUGGAAACAAGACAAGUCAUGUGUUGGAAGGUUAAAAUGGACAUUGUGCAAAAGGGCUUUCAAAAGGGAGACACAACGGUAGUUGCGGAAGGGCCAAAGAUUACACCUGUUAUGAUAAAACACGCUUUGGUCAUGAUCCUUAUGGCCGUAAAUGACAGACGUUGUUCCGCCAUUACUUUAUUGUUGACGUUUCCGACAUCUUUUCAAGCUGAUGCUGGCAGGCUUCCAGUCUACAUUCGUACAAACACAUACAAGUAUUCAAUUGAACCCUUUCAUGCACCCUGUAACCCGAUAACAUGAUAAGCUGUCCAAUUGUAGUCACCGCUGUCCCUCAAAGGGUUAAAAAAAAAGUGCCUUGCAAGAAACUCCUCAACCUUCCCGCUGAGCUCGUGUCACUCAAUGUCAAUGUCAUUUUGAAUAUCACAAACGAGACGAUGACAAACUUGAAUUUGAAAAAGCUUUUGACGAAAAGUGCCUGAAGCAUCUGUCAAUAGAGUUCUAAAAAAGUAGUA